UGCAUGUUUGGUUGAUUAUCCGGAUUUUCUUGGAUAUAAAACAGACUCGUCGUGGCUGUUAAUCUCGUCACUGUCCUUGUUUUGGGUUCCCGCGAAAUUACGAAGCUCCACGAACCAGAUCGCCGGAAAAUCUUCCACUCCACGGAUUUCUAGUCUUGCAAGAACAUGAGUAGCUUGGUUGAGAGGCUUCGUGUAAGAUCAGAGCGCAAGCCAAUUUAUAAUUUGGAUGAUUCUGAUGAUGAUGCUGAUUUUUUGCCGAGAAAACCUGGGACUACUCAGGAAACAUUUGAGAGGAUAGAUAGAAGUGAUGCAAAAGAAAAUUUGUGUCAAGCCUGUGGAGAAAGUGACAAUCUUCUGAACUGUGAUACAUGCACUUAUUCUUACCAUCCCAAGUGUUUAGUUCCACCAAUUAAAGGUCCCAUUCCAGACAACUGGAGGUGCCCUGAAUGUGUUAGCCCACUCAAUGAUAUUGAUAAAAUAUUAGAUUGUGAGAUGCGCCCUACUGUAGCUGCUGAUGAUGAUGCCACAAAUUUAGGAUCAAAGCAAAUAUUUGUGAAACAAUACCUUGUUAAGUGGAAGGGACUCUCGUACUUGCACUGCACAUGGGUUCCAGAGAAAGAGUUUGUGAAAGCUUUCAAGGCUUAUCCCCGUUUAAGGACCAAAGUGAAUAAUUUCCAUCGUCAAAUGGCAUCUGUCAAUACUUCUGAUGAAGACUUUGUUGCCAUUCGACCUGAGUGGACUACAGUUGAUCGAAUACUUGCUUGCAGGGGUGUUGAUGAUGAGAAGGAAUAUCUUGUGAAAUGGAAAGAGCUUCCAUAUGAUGAAUGCUAUUGGGAGUUUGAGACAGAUAUUUCAGCAUUUCAACCAGAAAUAGAAAGAUUCAAUAAAUUCCGGUCUAGAUCCAGCAAACUUGCCUCCAUGAAGCAAAGAAGCAGUAUUAAGGAUGAUGUUGAAUUGAAGAAACAGCAGAAGGAAUUUCAACAGUUUGAACAUAGCCCUGAGUUUCUUUCAGGCGGUACGCUACAUCCGUAUCAGCUAGAAGGCUUGAACUUCUUGCGGUUCUCUUGGUCCAAGCAAACUCAUGUUAUACUGGCUGAUGAAAUGGGGCUUGGCAAAACCAUACAAAGUAUUGCAUUCUUAGCAUCUCUUUUUGAAGAGGGUGUUUAUCCACAUUUGGUGGUUGCUCCACUUUCGACAUUGCGGAACUGGGAACGUGAAUUUGCAACAUGGGCACCUCACAUGAAUGUCGUUAUGUAUGUUGGAUCUGCCCAAGCCCGUUCUAUCAUAAGAGAGUAUGAAUUUUACUUCCCAAAGAAACAGAAGAUCAAGAAAAAGAAAUCUAGUCAUAUAAGUAGCGAAAGCAAGCAAGAUAGGAUUAAGUUUGAUGUCCUUUUGACUUCAUAUGAGAUGAUCAACUAUGACACAGUAUCACUGAAAGCUAUAAAAUGGGAGUGCAUGAUAGUUGAUGAAGGACACCGUCUGAAAAAUAAGGAUUCAAAAUUAUUUUCUUCAUUGAAGCAAUAUUCUAGCAGACAUCGAGUGCUCUUAACUGGGACUCCUCUUCAGAACAACCUUGACGAACUUUUUAUGCUUAUGCACUUCCUUGAUGCUGGGAAGUUUGGAAGUUUAGAGGAGUUCCAGGAAGAGUUUAAGGAUAUCAAUCAAGAGGAACAAAUUUCAAGGCUUCAUAAAAUGUUGGCCCCUCAUCUGCUACGAAGAGUAAAGAAAGAUGUCAUGAAGGAAUUACCUCCUAAAAAGGAGCUUAUUUUACGUGUGGAUUUGAGCAGCAAACAGAAAGAAUACUAUAAGGCAAUUUUAACCCGUAAUUAUCAGAUUUUAACUCGUCGUGGUGGUGCACAAAUUUCUCUUAUCAAUGUUGUUAUGGAACUUCGUAAACUCUGUUGUCACCCGUACAUGCUAGAGGGAGUUGAACCAGAAAUUGACGAUCCAAAAGAGGCAUUCAGACAACUUCUGGAAACAUCGGGGAAGUUGCAAUUGGUGGACAAGAUGAUGGUGAAGCUUAAAGAACAAGGACAUAGAGUCCUCAUAUAUUCCCAAUUUCAACACAUGCUGGACUUGCUUGAAGAUUACUGUUCUUACAAGAAUUGGCAGUAUGAACGGAUAGAUGGCAAAGUUGGUGGAGCUGAAAGACAAGUAAGGAUAGAUCGUUUUAAUGCGAAAAAUUCUUCAAGAUUUUGCUUUCUUCUCUCUACUAGAGCUGGUGGAUUGGGGAUAAACCUUGCAACUGCUGACACGGUUAUUAUAUAUGACAGUGAUUGGAAUCCUCAUGCUGACUUACAAGCUAUGGCUAGAGCUCAUCGUCUUGGACAAACUAACAAGGUGCUGAUUUAUAGGCUUAUAACACGAGGAACCAUUGAAGAAAGGAUGAUGCAGAUGACAAAGAAGAAAAUGGUGUUGGAGCACCUGGUUGUAGGGAGGUUAAAGGCUCAAAACAUCAACCAGGAAGAAUUGGAUGACAUCAUAAGGUAUGGGUCAAAGGAGUUAUUUGCUGAUGAAAAUGAUGAAGCAGGAAAAUCUCGCCAGAUCCAUUAUGAUGCUGCUGCUAUUGAUAGAUUGCUGAAUCGUGAUCAAGCUGGAGAUGAAGAGGCUACCGUGGAUGAUGAAGAUGAUGAUGGGUUUUUGAAGAAUUUUAAGGUGGCAAAUUUUGAGUAUAUUGAUGAAAUUGAGGCUGCAGCAGAGGAGGCCGCACAAAAACGUGCAAUGGAGACUAUGAACAAUUCAGAAAGAGCACAUUACUGGGAGGAGUUGUUAAAAGAUAAAUAUCAAGAGCAUAAAGUUGAGGAGUUUAGUGCAUUGGGCAAAGGGAAGCGAAACCGCAAGCUGAUGGUAUCUGUAGAGGAGGAUGACCUUGCCGGCCUGGAAGAUGUAAGUUCUGAUGGUGAAGAUGACAACUAUGAAGCAGAGCUUACCGAUGGUGAAUCAAAUUCAGCCGGUGCUACUACUGUUAGAAGGCCUUAUAAAAAGAAAAUUCGAGCUGAUAGCGGUGAGCCACUUCCUCUGAUGGAAGGUGAAGGGAAAUCGUUCAGAGUACUUGGUUUCAAUCAAAAUCAGAGGGCUGCAUUUGUGCAAAUUUUGAUGAGGUUUGGGGUUGGUGAAUUCGAUUGGAAGGAGUUUACUUCCCGCAUGAAACAGAAGACUUACCAAGAAAUCAAAGAUUAUGGAACUCUUUUCUUGUCUCAUAUUGCUGAAGAUAUUACUGAUUCAUCUACAUUCAGUGAUGGUGUUCCCAAAGAGGGACUGCGAAUACAAGAUGUACUUGUAAGGAUUGCACUUUUGCUCCUGAUAAGGGACAAAGUAAAGUCUGCAUCACGAAACCUUGGAACGCCACUGUUUUCGGAUGACAUCUUACUACGCUAUCCAGGACUGAAGGGUGGAAAGAUAUGGAAGGAGGAGCAUGAUUUAGUUUUAUUACGAGCUGUAUUGAAGCAUGGGUACGGGAAAUGGCAGUCUAUUGUUGACGAUAAGGAUAUCAGAAUUCAGGAGCUUAUCUGUCAGGAGUUGAAUCUUCCUAUCAUAAAUUUACCAGUAGCAGGGCAACUUGGUUCGCAGCUGCAAAAUGGCACGAAUUUGUUAAAUACAGAAGUUCCCAACAACCAAUCCAGGGAAAAUGGUGGGACGGAUGUUACAGCUGAUGCUGCACAAGGUUCCGGUGAAGCUAAGAACCAAACACAGUUAUAUCAAGACUCCAACAUAUUUUAUCAUUUUAGAGACAUGCAGAGGAGACAGGUUGAGUUCAUAAAAAAGAGGGUGCUUCUCUUGGAAAAGGGUCUCAAUGCUGAGUACCAGAAAGAAUACUUUGGUGAUCCAAAAGCAAAUGAAGUGGCAACUGAAGAACCUAAAAGUGAACCCAAGGCUACAAACUUUCCAAGCUAUAAAUUAGGGGACACCGACACCCAGAUGACUGAUCAACUGCCUCGACUAAAAGCAAUAACUGCAGAGGAAACUUCACUUGCUUGUGAUAAUGAUCCAAAUCGAUCAGAAUUGGUUCACCUUUACAAUAAGAUGUGCAAGGUAGUGGAGGAAAACCCCAUUGACAGAGUUAGAGCAUCCUUGGCUCGAGAAUCAGCUGAUGUGAAUGUUACGAAGAAUUUUCCGCCACUGGAAACCAUUUGUGAAGAUAUGCACAGAAUUUUAACACCCACACAACCAGAUCAAACCGCCACUGACAAGUCAAAAUUGCAUUCAGAUGACUGCAAAGUGGAUAACACUGUUGACAAUGAGAGUAGAGAUAUGGAAAUAGAAUUAGAUUCUGCAAAAGAAGGCCGCACAAACCUGGGAAAGGAGAAUGGUCAGUCCCCAAUUCUUCCGGGGAAGCAGGAUGAUAUAGAAAUGGAUGAAAGUAAGAUUGACGGGUUGAAUGAUAACACAGAAAAAUCUGAUGCUGGGGUCGUUGUAUUGGAAGAUUAGUUGCAAUGCCUCUAGUCGGAUAUUGUUGUACCUUGUAACACUCUUCAUCAACAUUAUUAAACUCCUUACAAAUGAAAUAGAUUUAAAACA
Messenger RNA from Arachis duranensis, 4518 nucleotides. Its product is annotated as CHD3-type chromatin-remodeling factor PICKLE. Gene Ontology annotation, cellular component: chromatin; nucleus. The transcript is spliced from 32 exons. Gene Ontology annotation, biological process: chromatin remodeling; negative regulation of transcription by RNA polymerase II. The coding region runs from base 166 to 4428 and encodes 1420 amino acids. The record is from RefSeq and is a predicted model, not a curated record. Lineage: Eukaryota; Viridiplantae; Streptophyta; Magnoliopsida; Fabales; Fabaceae. Gene Ontology annotation, molecular function: histone binding; iron ion binding; chromatin binding.